CGACGAUUGAAUCCUCUUCUCGAACGACCAGUCACCCAACGCGCGUCUUCCGCAACUUGUUCGACGCGACAAUGGCUCUCUUGCCCUUCAGCAUUUCAUAUCUUAUCUUGACUCCUCGGCACGUUCGCCUGCCUGAGGGAGUCCAAGUUCCACCCGCUCCGCGCGAAACCCCUAAGAGUCCCGUAUCAACUCGAUGGUCAGCCGACCUCGCCCGCAGAGCGAAGUCGUUCCGCUCCCAAGCAAGCAACAGAUUGUCGUCGCCGACGACCGAAGCCCAUAAUGAAACAGAGGAUCUGUCCAGCUCGUAGCUACUUGACUGGAUGUUGUUAGGAACAUUUCCGUAUAUUUGGACUGUAUCAGUUGCAAAGUAAUGUAAACCCUCAAGAAAAAUGAUGUACCAUUACAUAUGA
Laccaria bicolor S238N-H82 is the source of this 410-nucleotide messenger RNA. RefSeq lists its product as uncharacterized. The record is from RefSeq and is a predicted model, not a curated record. The coding region runs from base 72 to 308 and encodes 78 amino acids. NCBI's taxonomy places the organism in Eukaryota, Fungi, Basidiomycota, Agaricomycetes, Agaricales, Hydnangiaceae. The transcript is spliced from 2 exons.